Molecule: messenger RNA, 634 nt
Organism: Baudoinia panamericana UAMH 10762
Lineage: Eukaryota; Fungi; Ascomycota; Dothideomycetes; Mycosphaerellales; Teratosphaeriaceae
Exons: 1
Coding region: 252-608 (118 amino acids)
Source: RefSeq, a predicted model, not a curated record
GCCAAUGCGAUUCCCACCUGCGACAGGUUGCUCUUCGCACCAAACACUUGGCCGCUCUCAAUCAUUGGCCAGCCUUAAGCACGCAUCGAAGGCUCAUCGAAUGCAUCCAAUGCAACGCAGUCGCUUAGUCCAAAAUUCAAGACAAGCAACUCGUCACACCAACAGCACAUAGCAUCAUCUUCAGUAACGCUCAACUGUCGCCUUUCCGACCGAACCCCCGCAAUGUAUUCUCGCAUGAUUGCCCCGUAACGAUGUCAUGCCGUGGAGAGCGCUGCACUUCGCAGGUACAUGGCUCUUACCGCUGGCGUACCAGACAGAGCGUGGGCGACAAGGUCAUCCAAAUUAGGUUCGCUUCGGCUCCAAUGCUCAAGGAAUAUUUCUGGCGGCUGCGAUCGGUAGACAUUGUCGUUGCAACACGCUGCGGUCAUGCCAACAAAAGCGGGGGACACCCUGCUUCUCGUACCAUUGCUCUGGUCAGAACGAGCAUUGAUCGACCGUUCCAGAAUACCUCUUCUUGCUCGCCCUUGGAAAUGACGGGUGUCCAGUCACCCUGCGCUCUCGGUCUGGGAGCUAGUUGUAAUAUUGCUGUAUAUGUAGCACCUAGAUGAGUGGCUAUAUCUCCAAGACGCUGGAA